GCCAUUCGGGCGCUGGGUCUGUGCCCUAUGCACGGCUGGGGCAUAUAAAUCAUCUCAAUUCUUCUUAACCCACUAGUUUACCCAUCCUUCGUCACGCAUACCCAUACUAUAUAACUAGGUAUUCCAGUUAUAUACAUACACCCAAACCCGCAAGUCAACAUGACUAUCAAUGCAUUCCAUUUAUUCCCUUUUCUCCCUGCGGAAAUCCGACACGAAGUAUUCUUCUUAGCUACACCGCACCGCAUCGUCCACAUUUCACAACAUCAUGAAGACAUAGAUGACUUCUUCGAGCGGUUCGACGACUUAUCUCCAUGGCAGGUUAAACUAGACCCAUCCUUAGCCUAUCUUGCUCGGAAUUGGCGCGAACGAAUCUUGUCGUAUAAAGAUCUUUGGUCGCAGAUGAAAUUGGAUUUUUACGGGUUUACAACCUCGCGUCCAGUACAACGUCCAUGGGAACCCUCUCAGUUAACUCCCGAGAUUCCUGUUCCUUGGUUAUUCGAACAUCACCAAGUAGCAUAUGAGCUCCUCCGGAAGAGCUAUAUAUAUAGUAAAGCACCCGUUCCGGCGCUUCUUCAUACGUGUGUAGAAUCGCGACGCGUGUUAAUCAAUGCUGGAUACCAGCUUGCAUUCGCGUCUCGUAACCACGGACCACGGACUUGGUUCAACUUCAAGAACGAUGUGCUCUGUCUCAAAUAUUAUGGACCCAGAGAUAACAUCAAUCUAUUAGAUAAUGGCCCAUGGGGUACUGGAAAUAUUGAUACUCAGAGCUUACAGCAAGUUCGAAAGCUAGCGAUAGAUAUUGCACCCCCCCUUUUAAUCUCAGGCUAUGAAUAUGACACGGAAGAUCCUGCUUUGAGUACAAUUCGAUUACUACCUAGGCUUGAAAAGAUAUAUGUCAUUGAAUGGGACUUAUCAUUGUUCGACGACCACCUCGUCCGGAAAUCGACAAGGCCAUCAACCCCAGAUGCGGGCACAGAACGAGAGCCAGUUUCAUAUGGGCGCGAACCCUGGAGAUUUAUUCCCGUUGAAGAAGUUGACUCAUUGCUCGGAUUGACUGUUCAAUACCCUUACUGGCGCUACGGCAUCGGCUGUAUGGGCUACAAUGCACGGAGCUUGGCGAAUUUCGAAGGACCUACUGGCGAAUACUUCUCCCACGUAAGAGAGUAUACUAAAAAUUGUAUCAGGCUUGAUAUGGAUAGUGUGGCGAAGGAAGAAUCCGUAGCCCCCUAUCAGGUGCCCGAGGUUGAAUUUGGGCAUAUCUUUACGGAAGCCGGGGUUAGACGGCUAUUUAACGAUCGUCAGGAAGUGUGGAGGCAGUACAACUUGUCAAUCAAUGGACCAAAGCCUAUCAAUGAAACAAAGCCUAUAAAUGGAACAAGGCCUCCUCUGCCCAGGCCGGUAACACCAACUGAUUUAUAUUGGCAAGACGAUUGGGACGCGUUUGACGAAGCUCACUAUUCUUACCACCACGUAGAAACGCAUCCCGCAGACUAUUUGCUACGGCAUAGAAAAGUUUGUCAGCCAAGAAGAGAGCUGCUAACGGAGCCAUGAGUGCCAACCACGUCCACUUGGCAAGGAAAAAGCCAUGUCUGGCAGUUAUAUUGAGCGCCUUUGGAUGUCAUAUCUCUCAGGCACCGAGAAACAAAUCUCCCAAAUGGGGACACUAUAAUAGGUUCGAAAAAGGGAUAAUCACGUAAUAGGAUACAUUAGGUACUGAUCAGUAGUUUUUACAGCAUCUAACUAGUAGUUAAUCUAUAGAGUCUUUUAGAAG
Molecule: messenger RNA, 1771 nt
Organism: Daldinia decipiens
Lineage: Eukaryota; Fungi; Ascomycota; Sordariomycetes; Xylariales; Hypoxylaceae
Exons: 1
Coding region: 160-1551 (463 amino acids)
Source: RefSeq, a predicted model, not a curated record